Molecule: messenger RNA, 1582 nt
Organism: Sinocyclocheilus rhinocerous
Lineage: Eukaryota; Metazoa; Chordata; Actinopteri; Cypriniformes; Cyprinidae
Product: major histocompatibility complex class I-related gene protein-like
Exons: 7
Coding region: 48-1184 (378 amino acids)
Biological process (GO): immune response
Cellular component (GO): external side of plasma membrane
Source: RefSeq, a predicted model, not a curated record
AACACUGGAAACAAGACAGUGUGAGAGACACCGCCCUAGCCUGUAAUAUGUUGAUAGACACCCGUUUAAAAAUGUGCAGGUACAUUUUUGCAACACAUUUUAAGACUAAAAGCAUACAGUGCAAAUGGACAGGAUCUCCUGUCCUCGUCUUUUUACUUGUAACGUUACUUUCACUUCCAUCUGCGUCAUAUGGUUCUCACUCUUUGUCAUUGCUUUCAACUUAUAUUCAAGGAGAAACACAAUUUCCUAAAUUUAGUUGCACAACAACUCUGGAUGACAUCACAGUUGCAUACUAUAAUUCAGAGACUUAUUUUCCAAAAGGGAAUACGACGAAUGAGGAUGAUGUGAUUGAUUCAGAUUACAUAAAGGGUAUAAGUGACUACAUGUAUAACUCAUUUUUGAGACGAUCUGCACUGUUGAGAGACUACAGCCAAAAUGAGAGUCUUGAUGUUUAUCAGACACUGGUUGUCUGUGAGCUGCUGGAACUUGACAAGCCUGGAAAGAUGAUUAUCAAAGAUGCUGCUAGUGGCUACACCACAGAUGAGCUGUGUUACUUUAACAACCACUUUACUUAUACUGUGACUGUAAAUAUUACACAAGAAGUGCUCAAACCUCAAUUAGAAGAAUUUAAGCAGGAAUUUGCAAAGUUCUUUUACCCAGUUUGCAUAACAACUCUCAGGAAUUACCUCAAAAAGAGAGGAGGUCAAGUGAAUAGAAGGAUAACACCCCAUAUCAAGUUCACCCAGAAAGCAAACUCAGAUUCUGGAGGGUCUCGUGUGAGUUGUUUGGCUACAGGAUUUUAUCCCCGUCACAUCAACCUGACCCUGUUCAGAGAUGGGCAGCCUGUAGCUGAUCAUGAGAUCACUGGAGGAGAUCUGCUGCCCAAUGCUGACGGGACGUACCAGAUGAAGAAGAGUCUGGAGAUCAGUGCUGCAGACAAACACAAAUACACCUGCUCUGUCACACACCUCAGUCUGGACAACAAACUGGACAUCACUUUGGAGUUCGAUUUCAGUGAACCAUUUAAAACAGCGAUUCUCCCAGUGCUGAUAGUUUUGGCUCUGGUGUUGGUGUUUGGGACUGGAGUCAUCAUAUAUAAAUGGAGGAAGAGACGAGCAGAUUCACCCAGAAGUGGUUAUUCUGCUGCUUCUACAUCUAAAGAACAUGUCGAAACAACAACAUAAUCAAAUUAAAUAUCAUGCCUUGAUGCUACAUGGAUCAACAUCUUCAAACAAUGAAAAAAUGAGUUUCGACAGUUGCUUGGCUUUAUUAUGAAAUAACAACAUGAACAAUAUUGUUAGUUUAUGUAUGCCGUUUUAAUAAUUGUCCUUAAAACGCAUUGUGAUCUGCACACAUCAUGUUCGGUUAACACAAUCUGCAUGUUGGCAUCUUUGUGACAGAUGAAUUUGUGUCAAAAUACCAUAGAGUUUGAUUGGUCGCACUGCCUUUGACCUCGCAUUAUUGAAAGCUCACAUAAUUUGAACUCUUAACCUUAUCAGUGAUUUACUGAUGAACUGUGAGCCAUUUAACUCUUAGACGUUUUGCUAUUGAAUAGCAAAUUAUUAGUUGUAUAUUAUAAAGA